GCGCGGUUGGUGGAGGAGGGCGGAGGGGGCGGGGCGGCGCGGCUCCAGGGCGCCGCAGACGGACCCGAGCCGCCGCCGCUGCCGCAGCUCGCGCCGGAGCCGCCGCCGCCCCCCGCGCCCAGCAUGGUAAUGGCCGAGCCCCGGCGGCCCCCCCCGCUGCUGCCCCGCGGGCCCGGGCCCGUCCGCGUCGGCUUCUACGACAUCGAGGGCACGCUGGGCAAGGGCAACUUCGCCGUGGUCAAGCUGGCGCGGCACCGCAUCACGCGCAGCGAGGUGGCAAUAAAAAUCAUUGACAAAUCUCAGCUGGAUGCUGUGAAUCUGGAGAAGAUCUAUCGAGAAGUGCAGAUAAUGAAAAUGCUUGAUCACCCACACAUUAUAAAGCUCUACCAGGUGAUGGAGACCAAAAGCAUGUUGUACCUUGUGACAGAAUUUGCCAAAAACGGAGAAAUUUUCGAUUACCUCGCCAGCCAUGGCCGUCUAAGUGAGUCUGAGGCCAGGCGCAAGUUCUGGCAGAUCCUCUCAGCAGUGGAGUAUUGCCAUGGCCGAAAGAUUGUGCACCGUGACCUGAAGGCUGAAAAUCUUCUGCUUGACAACAAUAUGAACAUCAAAAUAGCAGAUUUUGGCUUUGGAAAUUUCUAUAAAAGCGGUGAGCCUCUGACGACAUGGUGUGGAAGCCCACCUUAUGCAGCCCCAGAAGUCUUCGAAGGGCAGCAAUAUGAGGGACCCCAGCUGGAUAUCUGGAGCAUGGGUGUAGUUCUUUAUGUUUUGGUCUGUGGAGCAUUACCUUUUGAUGGACCAACACUCCCCAUACUGAGGCAACGUGUUCUGGAAGGAAGAUUCAGGAUCCCUUAUUUUAUGUCAGAAGAGUGUGAACACCUGAUUAGAAGAAUGUUGGUCCUAGACCCAUCCAAAAGGUUAACUAUUGCUCAGAUUAAGGAGCACAAGUGGAUGCUUAUAGAAGUUCCUGCACAGAGACCCAUUCUUUAUCCACCAGGACAGGAGAAUGAGCCUUCCAUUGGAGAGUAUAACGAGCAAGUUUUGCGGCUAAUGCACAGCCUUGGAAUAGACCAACAGAAAACUAUUGAGUCUCUACAGAACAAGAGUUAUAACCACUUUGCUGCGAUCUAUUAUUUGUUGGUGGAGAGGCUCAAAUCCCAUCGGAGUAGCUUCCCUGUGGAGCAAAGACUUGAUGCGCGUCAGCGUCGGCCAAGCACCAUUGCUGAGCAGACAGUAGCCAAGGCACAAGCUGUGGUGCCCUCAGUGAACUUGCGUUCACAGAAUGCAAGGCUGCUGCGGUCUCCAGGCCUGCCCCCAGCUUCAGGUACAGAAGCCUUUUCAUUCCCUCCAUCCAGCUGCCAGGCAGAGACAGCAUUUAUGGAAGAAGAAAGAGUUGAGACACCAAAGGUAAAUGGCUGCCUGCUCGAUCCUGUACCUCCUGUGGUGAUUAGGAAAGGAUGCCAGUCACUGCCUACCAGCAUGAUGGAGACUUCUAUCGAUGAAGGAAUAGAGACAGAAGGCGAGUCAGAAGAUGACCCUGCACAGGCAUUUGCAGCCCUCCAAGCAACUCGCUGUGGGAAGAGACGUCACACUCUGGCAGAAGUUACCAACCAGCUGGUGAUGGUGCCAGGCACAGGAAAAGUCUACUCAUUGGAUGAAAACUCAUCUCUGGGCAGCAUUGAUUCAGAGUAUGAGAUGGGAUCCCUUCAGAGAGAUAUUAACUUCCUGGAAGACACCCCUUCCUUGAAAGAAAUGGUGCUAACCAAUCAACCAGCACCCAGAAUGACACCACCUUUCAUAGGCCUGAGACCUGCCAAUCCAGCCAUGCAGGCCCUCACCUCCCAAAAACGAGAGACCCACAACCGUUCUCCUGUCAGUUUCCGAGAGGGGCGUAGAGCUUCUGACACAUCCCUCACGCAAGGAAUUGUAGCAUUUAGACAGCACCUUCAGAAUCUGGCACGAACCAAAGGAAUCCUGGAGCUGAACAAAGUCCAGCUGCUCUAUGAACAGAUGGGAUCAGAAGAAGAGCCUAGCUUGACAUCAACUGCCACCCAGUUGCAGGACCUCGUUAAUAGCCCCCCUCAGGAAGAAGCAUCUCAGCAGCAGGAUGCUACAUCUGCAUUCCCUAAUGGAGCACAUCCCCCAUUGUUAUCCAGACGGCAGAGCUUAGAAACACAGUACUUGCAACACAGGCUCCAGAAACCCACCCUGCUAUCAAAAGUUCAGAAUACUUGCCAGCUGUACUGCAAAGAACUACCCCGGAGUCUGGAACAGCAGUUACAGGAGCACAGGCUGCAUCAGAAGCGACUCUUUCUCCAGAAGCAGUCCCAGCUGCAAGCCUAUUUUAACCAGAUGCAAAUAGCCGAGAGCUCGUACCCAAGGUCAAGUCAACUGCCGCUGUCAUGCCAGGAGGAGCAGCAGCAACAGCAGCAGCAGCAAUCAACGCAGUUCAGCUUGCAACAGCCUCUAAGCCCUGUGAUGGAGCCUUCCUCAGAACAAAUGCAAUACGACCCCUUCCUCAGUCAUUACCAGAAGGUACAGCUGGAGCCACUACCACCCUCCCAGAUCACCAGCUCAUCACGGUUGUCAUCACCAAUUCAGGUGCAGCAGCCACCACAGUCCUUACAAUAUUCCUAUCAGACUUGUGAAUUGCCUGUUGUCACCUCUUCUGAGCCAGACUACCCAAACCAGUGCCAGUAUUCCAUGGACCCAGCACAACAGAGCAGUGUAGCAUUGCCUGACAGCCAGAGCAGCUCAGCAUCUCAUGAGUCUCAGUCAAACUAUGAUGCAUUAACCCUCUCAGAAUUGCCUGGACUCUUUGACUGUGAAAUGAUGGAGACUGUAGAUCCCCAGCACAGUGGCUAUGUCCUGGUGAAUUAAAACCGCAGGGUGGCUAACAUGAGAGUGGAAGACAAGACAAACGAAGGAGGAGCAUGUGAAUUUUUGUUUUUGUUCCAACCCUAACAUUCACGGUAAUUUUCCAACCCUUGAAUUUAACAGGGGAUCUAAAAAUCCACCUGACUGGCAAAAGCAGGGGAUGGCUUAAAGUGUUUGGCCACUAGCUCAUCUUGCUGGCAGCAGGGGCUGGAGAACAGAUAGUGCAGUUUGGUUCAACAAAGAACCAGUUUCCAUGGAAGGAGACAAGAAAAAAAGGAAAAAAAAAGAAAGAAAAAAGUGAAUCUUAAAGGAAGGAAGUGACCCCUUCCAAAAAAAAAAAAAAAAAAAAAAAAGGAUAGUUUGGCAACAUUCAUCCAGUACUAGGAGAAAGGAGAAUGAGUGCAUAUUGCAUUGUACUUUUUGGCAAUAAAAGCAAUAGUUUUCAUUGAAAUUCAGACUAGAUCUGGGUCUGUGCUGAUGGCAAAUGUAGAACUCUUGAAACAGUAGAGUCAGGUGGAUUUAAAGGAAAGUUGCACUUGGGCAUCAAAUUGCUGAUUGUAAGCUACUGAUCUUGAACUACUCCAUAGUAAGUCUCAGAGAUCACCAGGCAUCUCGAGCAGCCUCCAGUUCCUCGUGUUAGCAAUUAAACAGUAUUUCUCAAGCCUGCCAAGGAACUCUUCAUCAUCCACUAAGAGAAGCUUCUGGAUCUUUGCAAAGCGACACACUGACCUAGCCAAAAGAUACCUGGAACUGAUGCAGGAUGCCAUAGUGGUUUGUAGAGACCUCUGGGUGGGGCUCAGAAUACUAAAAGGUAAAGGAUUAGCUAACAGAGAGACAGAGGGUAAGACGUACCAUGAGAAGAUCAAGAACUGCAGCCAAUGACAUCAAAAAAGUCGGUCUUUGGCAUUUGAAAUCAACCCUUUUUGCAGGCAGCCGUUUGUGGAGGGCUCUAUCUUGGAGAAGCUCUGAUCGCUGGAGAGGAUCCAUCUGUCCUUUUGUUGCUUUAAGAAAAAAAAAAUGUGUUUUGAAUUUACAGUAUGCGUUGCUGGUGGUUUAUUGAGCUUUGUAUAUUUGGACAAUUAUUUAGGGUUUUAGAACUUAAGGAUAAAAACAAUGAGCUUAAAAAAAACCCCUGUGAAGUGAUAGUGCUGUGCCUUUUUCAGUUCCUUAUCAGAUUAUAUGCUUUUUUCUGAGGAAAGUAGAUCGUACCCCAUUUAUAUCCUUGCUACAGCCAAAGUCCCUUCAGACCACACAUUCCACCAUGUGGAAUGUAACGUUUAACUUUCUUAGUACCUUGAUUGCUCAUGUACAUAUAGUGUUGAAAGUAUUACAGCAAUAUUUAGCAUCAAGAACUGUUUGAUGUAUUAACCAUUUCAACAAAUACUAAACUCAGCAAGCACUUGUGUCUCUAGACCUUUCAGUCAUGAAAUGCUAGACAUAGGAGGAUUGUUUAGGAACCCACAGAAAGUUUAGGUGUCUGCAAUUUGGGUUUUGUCUCCAGGCUUUAAAUAUUGUGAGGCAAGGUCUGCCUUCCUGAAAACGAGGCCCACAGCUGGAAUGUUCAGCCCUUUUUUUAAGCAAACAUCAAGCACAAUGCAGAUUCACUAAAGCACAAAGAAUGAUGGAGAAAUGGCGCUGAUCUCACAUAUAGGAAACACCACUGUUGGCUGGAGAAUUUCUCUGGUAUCAAUGAACUAAGGUUUUUGACACUACGAGUAAAGAGGCUGUAACCACCAAACUUGCAGAAUUUGGGUAUUCAGGGGCACCUUGUCAUUUUACGUUGAUACGCAAACAUCUUAGCAUUAUACAUACUACAGCAAAGCACUAGGUUGAACAGGCAGCAAAAGGGGGGGGGGUGGGAGGGGAGAAGUAUUUCCAAUAGGUUUGUUCUUCCCUGUGUGUCAAAUCACAGAAUCCUACCAAGCUAGGAAAAAAAAAAAGAGAAAGUGUGCUCAAAGCUGUUCUCUUUUCCUUCACCACAAAGGUGAAUAAUCAGCCAGCAUUUACAGCAAUAACGCCGCAUUUAAAUGCGGAACAGUAGAAGCUUAGUCACUGCAUUGUAGACUGCUUGAAGGAGGGAAGGAUUUAACAACCAACAGAAGAUACCUUAUUUCCUGUAUACUGAAAUUAGAGAGUAAUUAGGAGAGGUAAUUCCUGUCAGUACAUACCCAAGCUCUGAUAUUGGUCCAGUUGUGCAGCUGGAUUCAGUUCAUGAGGGCUCAGCUUCUACCUCUGAUAACACAGUGAUUCUCACAGCCUCAAUAAAGGGAAGCUUAAAGAAGAGGGAUCACAUCCAUGUGCUUUUUGUUGGAUGCAAGACCCAGGCAGCUAGAAAACUUUAAACAACUGAGAUGAUAGACAAGUUUGAUUUUGGAGGGAAUUAACUCAAUAAAACCCUCUUAUGAAGAAGUAAAUAACUAUGGAACACAGAAACCCAUAUGACCCCCCCAUAAGUGACUAAUAAAGAGAAGGGAAACAGCUGAAAAGCACAACAAAAGAACAACAGCCAGGCAUUUCACUACUGCAGAAGAGAAAAGGAGGCAACACAAAGUCCUGUCCUUUCAGUCCAUCUUCCCUGCCCCUCAGCAUAAUAAAAGUAACACUUUUUUUGGACAUGUGAGAUCAGACCUAGUGCACAAGGAAAAGUGCUAAUGAGACACAUACAUAUGUAACACCUAAGGCGACAGGCCCAGUUCUGCAGUGGGAGCUGGGUUACUGCUGUAACCACAGCCGUUUCCCUCCCUGUCCAACGCUAUGCUACCGUACAUUUCAGGACUCAAAAAUAAUUCUGCUCUGAACAGAGCUGCAUGAUUCAUUUGCCAGUAUGUGCCAACUAGUGUAAGCUGAUUUAAGCUUUGCAGUGCUGGUAAGAGGGAAGUUAGAGAGUUUUGGACUGUAGUUUAGACCAUUCCCUUCAACCAACCACCUAUUUAACAUUUCAUGUAAUUUCCUUUAAGCCAACUAGAAUAAAAGACUUCUAGUGCCACAGCAGAGUAUCCCUUGGGCACCUCUUUGUAUUCAUGCUACUUUGAAGUGGCUCUUCUGUUCAAGUCUGUUAUGUCUAACAUUAGAGGACUGCGUAUACUACUGCUAGAGUAAUUAUUAGCUUUAUUAUCUUGUAUUACAGGAUCCUUUGAAGAGACUUUGGUGUGAUGUAUAUGGGGUAAAAAUUUCAUAUGGAGAAAAGUGCAAUAUAUGUGUGUGUAUGUGUGUGUGUGCGUGCGCGUGUGUGUGUGCGUGGUACGUUAAUGUAUUUUUUUAAGAAGUUAGAAGGUUUAGUCUGCUUUGGGAUAAAUGCACUAGUUUUGUGAGCUCCAGUUUGGCAAGUUCAUCUGUAGUCUUUACAUGCAACCGAUAAUGCUGGACUCUGUAAAGCAAUUACAGUGUAUCACUACAAAAUAAAGAAUAUCUACAUUUCAUUUUUAAA
Messenger RNA from Dromaius novaehollandiae (emu), 6301 nucleotides. It is a transcript of the gene SIK2, whose product is annotated as salt inducible kinase 2. Gene Ontology annotation, biological process: intracellular signal transduction; protein phosphorylation. NCBI's taxonomy places the organism in Eukaryota, Metazoa, Chordata, Aves, Casuariiformes, Dromaiidae. Gene Ontology annotation, molecular function: protein serine/threonine kinase activity; ATP binding. Bases 124 to 2877 code for a protein of 917 amino acids. The record is from RefSeq and is a predicted model, not a curated record. Gene Ontology annotation, cellular component: cytoplasm. The transcript is spliced from 15 exons.